Messenger RNA from Dicentrarchus labrax (European seabass), 2363 nucleotides. RefSeq names its product serine and arginine rich splicing factor 5b (gene srsf5b). Gene Ontology annotation, molecular function: mRNA binding. The record is from RefSeq and is a predicted model, not a curated record. The transcript has 8 exons. Gene Ontology annotation, cellular component: ribonucleoprotein complex; cytoplasm; nucleus. Bases 184 to 1089 code for a protein of 301 amino acids. NCBI's taxonomy places the organism in Eukaryota, Metazoa, Chordata, Actinopteri, Moronidae.
AUGGCGGUAACGGGCGCCAACUGCCGUUAAAACUCGUAGAAGAAGGGGCAACCUCCGUUAUGUGCCCCCUCCCCGAUCAGCAGAGGCUCCAUUUUGUUUGAUUCUGGAGUUUGCGGUCACUGUCGACAGUCAGCAAAGGAAAUACCACCUAAAGAUAACCUAACGUUACUAAUCACAUCAAAAAUGAGCGGAUGUCGUAUUUUCAUCGGCCGUCUGAGCCCAUCUGCCAGAGAGAAGGAUGUGGAGAGGUUCUUCAAAGGAUACGGCCGCAUCCGAGAUAUUGACCUCAAGAAAGGCUUUGGCUUUGUGGAGUUUGACGACCCAAGAGAUGCUGAAGAUGCCGUUUAUGAGCUUGAUGGCAAAGAGCUGUGCAAUGAAAGGGUGACCAUUGAGCACGCACGUGUACGUCUGCGAGGAGGCCGUGGCAGAGGAGCUGGCGGCGGAGGAGGACGUUUCUCUGAUCGCUAUGGCCGAGGCUCCCAGAGCAGUCGGAGUCGAAACCCUCCUCCGAUGCGCACUGAGAACCGCCUGAUCGUGGAGAACUUGUCCUCUCGUGUCAGCUGGCAGGACCUGAAAGAUUUCAUGAGACAAGCUGGAGAGGUGACAUUUGCAGACGCACAUCGCCCCAAGGUCAACGAAGGGGUUGUUGAGUUUGCCUCUUACAGUGAUCUGAAAAACGCCCUUGAGAAACUGUCUGGAAAGGAAAUGAAUGGCAGGAAAAUCAAGCUCAUUGAAGCAGCCAAAAAGAGGUCGAGAAGUCGUUCCCGGUCUGAGAGCUCCUCUCGCUCACGGUCCCGUUCCCGUGGUCGAUCCCCAUCUCGCUCCCCCAGACGGUCCCGCAGCCCCGCCAAGGCCCACAACCGCUCUCGCUCUCGCUCCCGCUCCCGCUCCCGCAGUGGCUCCCCUGCUGGCGGUACCUCAUCCCCAACCCCCAAAUCAAAGGAACCCGCUAAGCGGUCCUCCAAGACGAGCAAAUCCGCCACUCCGCCCUCCCCUCGGCCGGCUCAGAGAGCCUCUGUCUCUCGUUCCCGUUCCCGUUCCCGCUCUCGCUCCCGCUCCCGUUCUCAUUCUACUGACAGCCAGCGUUAAAGGCUGUGUUUAGGUUAAACCAAUCAUCAGUAGGAACAACUUGUUUCAGCAGUAGAAUCCGCUCGGAUGAGUUGGCACACUGGAGCUCCCACGACCCCCUCUGAAAGCCGAGAGAAACCUUUUCCUCGAGCAAAGUUUGGUUUUUCCUCUCUGGAUUGUUGUCAUAACUAUCAAGUUUUUCACAUUAGAACACAGAUACGUUGUCAGACAGGAGCAAUGGUAUUAAGUCAAAUAUUUUAUUGUCACAAUAGGGCAUUUUUAAAUCAAAUAACUUAAACAGAAGACACUUGUUGCACAGAAAUGCUGUUUGUGUCCUCCCGCUCAUUACCCUUAAAACGUUUGGACCCAUAUGUAUGUUUACACCCAGUGACUGCUCACCUCUGAAUUUAUUCAUCCAACUAGGCUGCAGGUCCAUCACUGGUCCAGCACCUUCUGUUUCAUUUCACAAAAUCACCAAAAUGCCCAAGCCUCACUGUUGUUGGGCCUGUAAAGUUAGAAAUCUCUACACUUUGAAAAAAACUUUGAAGAGGGAAUCAGUAUUUUUCAGCAGUACUAGGAUGAUUUUGAUAAGUCGUGUGACCACUUUCUUUACUUUUUUGCAAAUACCUCUGCUUGUUUUUGCCUGUCAGUGGGAGAAUUUUUAAUCACUUUUUACAUAUUUGUCCAGAUCACCCACGUAUUCCAAGUCCUUUCACCUCUUUUCCCUUAUUUUCUGACCUACUGUACCUGCCACAGCUGUGUAUGUGAUCUCUAUAUCUUAGACUGCUUGCAUGUGCUUUUGUUUGAUCCAAAUUUACUUACUAUCAGAAAUAUUUUAUUUGUGCUUGAAGCUCAAAUACAAACCACCGUCAGAACUGGCAUUGGCAGCUUCAGUAUCAAGAACACUGUACAGUUAUGCACAUUGUUCCAGCAGUUGAACAGCUGUACAGUAAAUUUCAUAAAUCUUAUGUUUUCUUGCAGUUGACUGUUAAAACUUUGAAUUUGUUGGGAGUUUUAAUACUCUACCUUGGGGAUAAAGUCAACACUUUAAUUUCAACAUUUUUUUUUUUUUUGUUUAUUUGUAGGGUUUUGUGUACAGCAUUGCAGACUUUUGUUUUUUCAUAAGUGUAAAGUUAUUCCAAGAAUACUUGUCGGUACUGUGACUGAUGUUAGACUUUGGAAAAUGCAACAUUUUUGUACAUAGGGAUUUUAUUUUCAGUGGAAAACAUGAUGGACGUUUGUAUGGUGUAGGAAGACAGUGGACUUAAUUAAACAAUAAAACAGUUUUAACUAAA